ACCAUGGCGGACCUAGAGGCGGUUUUGGCUGAUGUCAGCUACCUGAUGGCAAUGGAGAAGAGUAAAUCCACUCCUGCAGCCAGGGCCAGUAAGAAGAUCAUACUGCCUGAACCCAGCAUUCGAAGUGUGAUGCAAAAGUAUUUAGAAGAAAGAGGUGAAUUGACCUUUGACAAGAUAUUCAACCAGAAAAUAGGUUUCCUGCUAUUCAAAGAAUUUUGCACAAGCGACAUUGAUGAAGGGGUUCCACAGCUCAAGUUUUAUGAGGAGAUAAAAGAGUAUGAGAAACUGGAUUCAGAGGAGGACCGCCUUUGUAGAAGUCGACAGAUUUAUGACACAUACAUUAUGAAAGAGCUACUAUCUUGCUCACAUCCAUUUUCCAAGCAAGCUGUAGACCAUGUUCAGGCCCACCUUGCAAAGAAACAAGUGCCCCCUACUCUAUUUCAGCCAUAUAUAGAAGAAAUUUGUGAUAGCCUUCGAGGAAAGAUAUUUCAGAAGUUUAUAGAAAGCGACAGGUUUACAAGGUUUUGUCAAUGGAAAAAUGUUGAAUUAAACAUCCAUUUGACAAUGAAUGAUUUUAGUGUUCAUCGAAUCAUUGGUCGAGGUGGAUUUGGUGAAGUUUAUGGGUGUCGGAAGGCAGAUACCGGUAAAAUGUACGCAAUGAAAUGUCUAGAUAAGAAGAGGAUCAAGAUGAAGCAAGGAGAGACCUUAGCCUUAAAUGAAAGGAUUAUGCUAUCUCUUGUCAGCACGGGGGACUGUCCUUUCAUAGUGUGCAUGACUUAUGCCUUCCAUACGCCUGACAAGCUCUGCUUCAUCUUGGAUCUGAUGAAUGGUGGGGAUUUGCACUACCACCUCUCUCAACACGGUGUCUUCUCAGAGAAGGAGAUGAGAUUUUAUGCUGCUGAAAUUAUCCUGGGCUUGGAACACAUGCACAACCGCUUUGUAGUAUACAGAGACUUGAAGCCAGCAAAUAUUCUAUUAGAUGAACACGGGCAUGUGAGGAUAUCAGACUUAGGUCUUGCGUGUGACUUUUCGAAGAAGAAACCGCAUGCUAGCGUAGGAACCCACGGGUACAUGGCUCCUGAAGUGCUGCAGAAGGGCACAGCGUACGACAGCAGUGCAGACUGGUUUUCUCUAGGAUGUAUGCUCUUCAAACUUCUGAGAGGUCACAGUCCCUUUAGACAGCAUAAAACCAAAGAUAAACAUGAGAUUGACAGGAUGACACUCACUAUGAAUGUUGAGCUACCAGACUCGUUCACCCCAGAGCUGAAGUCUCUAUUGGAAGGUCUUCUACAGAGAGAUGUCAGCAAAAGACUUGGAUGCCAGGGUGGCAGUGCUCUUGAAGUAAAAGAACAUCCGUUCUUUAAUGGUAUAGACUGGCAACAAGUAUAUAUGCAAAAGUACCCUCCACCACUGAUUCCUCCUCGAGGAGAGGUAAAUGCAGCUGAUGCAUUUGACAUUGGCUCCUUUGAUGAAGAGGACACAAAAGGCAUUAAGUUGCUUGAUAGCGAUCAGGAGCUGUACAAGAACUUCCCUCUGGUUAUAUCUGAGCGCUGGCAACAAGAAGUAGCAGAAACUGUUUAUGAAGCUGUCAAUGGAGAUACUGAUAAGAUCGAAGCUCGGAAAAGAGCCAAAAACAAGCAACUGGGACAUGAAGAAGAUUAUGCACUAGGAAAAGACUGCAUCAUGCAUGGCUAUAUGCUGAAGUUAGGGAACCCAUUCCUGACCCAGUGGCAACGAAGAUACUUUUACCUCUUUCCCAAUAGACUUGAAUGGAGAGGAGAAGGAGAAUCUCGGCAAAAUCUAUUGACAAUGGAACAGAUAGUAUCUGUGGAAGAAACUCAGAUUAAGGACAAGAAAUGUAUCCUGCUAAGGAUCAAAGGAGCAAAACAGUUUGUCCUGCAGUGUGAGAGUGACCCAGAGUUUGUACAGUGGAAGAAGGAACUGACUGAAGCAUUUACUGAGGCACAGAGGCUAUUACGUCGGGCUCCAAAGUUCUUGAACAAGCCCCGAUCUGCAGUUGUAGAGAUCUCUAAACCACCACUCAGUCACAGAAAUAGCAAUGGCCUUUAAGUGGCAGGAUGGGACCAAGAAUUCUUAGGGAUAACUACUUAAACCACCUUGCCCAAGGUCUACAGCAUUGAUAUUAGUUACUUGUGUGGCCCUCAAAAAGCAAGGUGUACAUAGGAGAAAGUUUGGGAGCCUGCAUCACACAUUGUCUAGUCUACUGAAGACUGGGUCUUUCCGCCUGAAGUCUAGAAGAGGUCACACAGCCUGAAGCAAAGAAAAGAUGAAUUUUCACUAACAGAAGAGUUGUGAAAGUUGCCAAAUUUAGUGAUUGCUCAUCAUUCUAUUGCAUCAGCUUAUCCUGAAUGACCUAUGUCUUAAUGAUGAAGAAGCGAGGCAUCAGACCUUCUUUUUUUCUUUUCUUUUUUUUUUGUAAAUUUGGCAUAUGCAUGCUUUGCUGUAUGCCAGACAAGAAUAUGAAAUGGUUUUUUGCAGUAGUUGCUUUUACGUUGAUUUUUAUGUCUAAAUUUCAACAUAUCCCUGGAUGUUUUCUGAAGGCAUUGCCAAGUUAUAAGAAUGUUCUCAAGAUGAUAGCUUUCCUGAGUGUUGCCAUAAUUGCCCCUUUUUCCUUUUGUCCUCCCAACUUGCACUGUUGACUUUAAACUAGCAGUGUAAUGAUACUGUUAUGCACUUCAAUGACUUUUACCUGUCCUGUGGUUACAAGAUGUACAUACCAAGAAUAGUCACCCAUUUCUGUGUGUUCACCAAAAUAGUGGCUGCCACUGUCUUGCUGUGUAUGAGGGUAGAAAUAUCAUAGUGGAGUAAUUAUUGGUGAACUGGAGUGCAUGGUAGCUUUGUCCAGUGGUCUUUUAGCCAGUUUAGCACAGUUUGAAUCGAGCUCAUUCUUCAGAUUCGUUUACAGCUAUUAUUAAAACCGAUUUUUUUUUCCCUUUCCAGGUCAAUUGCACUUGAUUUUGUUUUGUUUUUAGAAUCAGAUUUUUGCUUAAGUGAAAAGCAGGUGAGAAUGUUGGAUAAUCUUGGUACGCGUCAUGCUGUAGUCCUAAAACAGUCUUUACUAUUUGAAGUUGCUCUCCUUGUUUCCAUAUGUCUAAUGUUGGGACCUCUAGUACUGUCAUUUUAUUAGGUGGCUACAACAAAGCUGCAGAGCCUUUGACCAUGUCACUGCGACUAUAAAUCCUGAUUGGCUGAACUAGGCAGGAGAAGACAAUUAUACAGCUCUUUUGUUACUUCCUGCUAUAUACAGCUGUGCAAGGUUACAAACAUUAGCUGGAAAGGCAUCUUGCUCAAAUUGUGACUCAGCAUCGCAACUGCAUGGCAGCCCCCAGAGUUUAGCGUCCGCCUUUUUAUUUUUUCAGUAAAGUGCAAAGUGCCAAUGGACUUGAAAACGUCCUAAAAACAGAUUCACUAUAUAUACCAUUAACGUCUAAGUGUAUCUGUAAAUAUUAAUUUAAAAACAAUUUGUUACAAUAGCGUGAGAGAAAACACUGCUGUAAUUUUCAUUCUCAUCUUACAUUUUAUACUUGCAUUCAUAGUAAGGAGUUCUUUGGAAGGCCAGCUGAUCAGCAUUAAUUUCCCUCCUGGUUUAAUUACUUACAGUGGUACUCACCGUAUGAGCAGAUUGAUGAACCACUGAGGAGGGGAGUCUAAUGAAUGUGAUGUUCUUAGUAUAAAUGGAGUCAAAUGGUUAUUGGUUGGAUAAAAAUAAACCUACUGUGAAGUAUGAAUCUCUAUAUUUUUAUUAAAAUCACAUGCAGUGUUUGUCAUGAACAUGCGAGUAAUUGUAAGGGAAUAAUGAGACUCAUUCGCUGUAAAUUUACUUUAACUUGCAUUUUAUGUUGCUGUCAACAGUGG
Molecule: messenger RNA, 3876 nt
Organism: Nanorana parkeri
Lineage: Eukaryota; Metazoa; Chordata; Amphibia; Anura; Dicroglossidae
Product: beta-adrenergic receptor kinase 2
Exons: 21
Coding region: 4-2070 (688 amino acids)
Biological process (GO): protein phosphorylation; G protein-coupled receptor signaling pathway; regulation of signal transduction
Molecular function (GO): G protein-coupled receptor kinase activity; G protein-coupled receptor binding; ATP binding
Source: RefSeq, a predicted model, not a curated record